AUGGCUUCUCUACAUGUGCCUGCAGAAGAAUUUACUUGUCCUGUGUGCUGUGAAAUCUUCAAGACUCCUGUUCUUCUGUCAUGUAGUCACAGUUUCUGUAAAGAGUGUCUUCAUCAGUUCUGGAGAACCAAAGAACCUCAGGAGUGUCCUGUCUGUAGGAGAAGAUCCUCAAAACUCGAACCUCCAGUUAGUCUUGCGUUACAAAAUCUGUGUGAGUCGUUCCUGAAGGAGAGAAAAGAGAGCUGUUCAUCAGGAUCUGAGGAGAUCUGCAGCUUACACAGUGAGAAACUCAAACUCUUCUGUGUGGAGGACAAACAGCCGGUGUGUGUGGAGUGUGUUACCUCACAACAACACGACACACACACAUUCAGACCCAUCAGUGAAGCUGUUCCAUCACAUAAGGAUGGAGACUAUACACCACUGAAGUCCUCGCAAGAGAAACUUAAACACAAAGAAAGCAUUAAAGGAGAGUUUGAGGAAACAGGACAACACAUGCAGAACAAAAAUGAUUUAAUCAAGAAAAGCAUCUUAAUUGAAGAUGGAAAUCCUGCUCGAUACCAUCUGCAAACAAGGACAGACAAUUUGAAUCAAUCUGAACCAUAUAGAAAAAUUAUCUUUGGGGAAAGAAACAAAAACAAACCUCAUAAAAUCAUUCUGCUGGUGGGAGAAACAGGAACAGGAAAAACAACCCUGAUCAAUGUGAUGAUCAACUACGUGUUGUGUGUUCAGAGAGAAGACAAGGUUUGGUUUGAGAUCACAGAUGAUCAGAGCGACCGAACACAAGCUCACAGUCAGACCUCCAGCAUCACUGUUCAUGAGUUUUAUCCACAAGAGAGUCCAAUCCAUUUAACAAUCAUCGACACUCCAGGAUAUGGAAACACUGAUGGAAUCAAUCAUGAUGAAGAGAUCGCUGAGAGUUUGCACAGUUUAAGCAAAUUUGAUGACUGGGUUCAUGAAAUAGAUGCAGUGUGUCUGGUGAUUAAUGCAACACAGAAUCGUCUCUCUGACAGACAGAUCUACAUAUUUGAUGCUGUUCAGUCUUUAUUUGGGAGAGAUAUUUCUGACAACAUUGUGUUGCUCUUCACACACUCAGAUGGAAUGCAUCCUAAAAAUGCUCUGACGGCUGUUAAAGAAGCUAACAUUAAGUGUGCAGUAAAUGAGCAGAAUGAGCCAGUGUUUUUCCUGUUUAACAAUCGACAGUCAGAAGCUGCUGAUGAAGAAUAUGAAACGAUGAAAGGACAUGCAUGGAAUCUCAGUUUCAGAGGAAUGAAAGGAUUAUUUAAGUUUCUUCACACAAAAUAUCCCAAAAACCUGAAGAGGACUCAAGAUGUGUUACAAGAUCGAAAGCAGUUGGAGGCAAAUAUUUCUAAUCUACAAUCACGAGCUCAAACGAUGGAACUAAAGCAGAAUGAGCUGAAACAAACUCAAGAAGCUCUGGAGAAGUACAAGAAAGAUGUUGAAGAAAACAAGAACUUUGAGUAUGAAGUUGAUGUGGUCUACAAAGAGAAGGUUGAUAUUGAUCCUGCUGUAGCCAGUGUGGCGAUGUGCUGCACCGUCUGUAAGGAGAACUGUCAUUAUCCAGGAUGCUGGUGGGUCAGUAAUCUCUCGUGGUGUGAAGUGAUGAAAGAUAAUCACUGUACAGUGUGUACUAAUAAAUGCCACUACAGCAAACAUGUCAAAUCAGCACAAAUAUAUGAAACAAAAACAAAGAAAGAGAAGAGGACAUAUGAGGAAUUAAAGAAGCAAUAUGAAGACAAAAUUGGAAGCAGCAUGUCUUUGGUCAAUUGUCUGGAAGACAAAUUGCAAGAAUUAGAGAAUGAGAAAAAAAAUCUGGUGAUUGAUGCUUUUGAUUGUAUUGAAUCUCUGCAGAAGAUCGCACUCAAGAUUGAUUCUGUGCUCACACUUUUGCACAUUGAUUUACUGAUUGAGAAGCUGAAAGAAAUAAAUGAGCCUGAAAAGGCCAAAACACUGGAAAACAUCAAGAAGAGUUUGGAAACUCCUCAUGUGUUACUCAUCUGUAUCUGUGAGAAAACACACGACACUAAAGGGAAGCAGAAAGUGGAUGAUAAUGAAGCCACAGACUCAUGUGAAUUUGAGUUUAUAUGA
This is a messenger RNA of Carassius auratus (goldfish), 2106 nucleotides long. RefSeq lists its product as uncharacterized. The transcript is spliced from 4 exons. The record is from RefSeq and is a predicted model, not a curated record. NCBI's taxonomy places the organism in Eukaryota, Metazoa, Chordata, Actinopteri, Cypriniformes, Cyprinidae. Bases 1 to 2106 code for a protein of 701 amino acids. Gene Ontology annotation, molecular function: GTP binding; zinc ion binding; ATP hydrolysis activity.